Molecule: messenger RNA, 2336 nt
Organism: Nelumbo nucifera (sacred lotus)
Lineage: Eukaryota; Viridiplantae; Streptophyta; Magnoliopsida; Proteales; Nelumbonaceae
Biological process (GO): protein transport
Source: RefSeq, a predicted model, not a curated record
CGUGCGCAGGAGAUCCGGAGGGAGAGACUCGAGCGGUAGACGAUGACAGAGCAGUAACGACUAACGAACUGAGCACAUCCACAUCUUUUCCGGAGCCGCGUAAUAACUAGAUGCAAUACAACAUAUUUGUGCGAGUGUGAACUACACCAAGCGGCGCAACGUAUAUUUGUCUGGUUACAGAAGGAAAAAUCAAGGACGUGAAGAUACUUGGAGCGUAAGAAAAGAUUCUCGAGAUAGGACGCUUUCCGAAGCUGAGGGAGCAGGACGAUUGUUGGAUUCCGAAAGUUGAGUUUGAGUUUCUGGAUCUUCGGUUGAAGUCAUGUCCAUGCUCGAUGCUUUCUUCAAUAAAGGUUUUAAAGGAGCGAAAUGUAAAACCCUUCUGAAGCUGACAAUUCCGCGCAUAAAGUUGUUGCGAAACAGAAGAGAAGCUCAAAUAAAGCAAAUGCGGAAGGAAAUUAGCAAACUACUGGAGACUGGACAAGAAGCAACAGCUCGCAUACGUGUGGAGCACAUUAUUCGUGAUGAGAAAAUGAUAGCUGCACAGGAGAUUAUUGAACUAUACUGUGAACUUAUUGCUGUUCGUCUUCCAAUUAUUGAGGCACAGAGGGAAUGUCCUCUUGACUUGAAGGGAGCAAUUUCCAGUGUGUGUUUUGCAGCACCUAGAUGUGCUGACUUACCAGAACUACAACAGGUUCAGAUGUUAUUUGCUAACAAAUAUGGAAAGGAGUUUGUGUCAGCUGCAACUGAGCUCAUGCCAGACUGUGGUGUUGAUCGCAAGUUAAUUGAACUACUAUCUGUUCGUGCUCCUCUUGCUGAAGCAAAAUUGAAGUUGCUGAAAGAAAUAGCAGAAGAGCAUGAGUUGGAUUGGGAUCCAGCUGCCUCUGAAACUGAAUUCUUCAAACCACACGAAGAUCUUCUGAAUGGCCCAACCCAGCUUCUGAGUGGAUCUAAAUUGCCUAUGCCUAAGGAGAAACAUGACAAUCCACUGUAUUCAGCACCUGCUCAAGCACCUGACCAACAAUCUGACUCUGAUACAAGCUUUGCUACAUUGGAUCUUCCUGAAGUCCCUAAAUUACCAUUGGAACCAAGUAUUGACACUGUAGCACCAAACAUGGGUCUUCCUGUGAAUGCUCAUGAAUUUAGAAAGAAUUCUGAGGGUGAUCUUGACAUAAAAGAAUAUUCAGUGGGUGAUCAUGGACCAAUAACAUGCAGUUCUAAUGAAAAUCAUGGCCCACAUGUGGAACCUGAGGAAGUUGCGGUAGAACCAUCAGUUGCUCCCCCAGUCAAUGUCUCUGCUGGUACAGGUGAAGACAAACAAUUCUUAUCAUUCAUUGCUCCCCCUUCAUUGUCCUCUGCUUCAUUUUUGUCAAGAAAAAGCAAGCCAGCUCCAUCCAUUUUGGGGACAAAAAGUGAAGCCAAUGUUGACCUGCAGGAUGUCUUGGCUGCUGCUGAGGCUGCUGCAGAAUCUGCAGAACAUGCAGCAGUGGCAGCUCGCUCAGCAGCAAGCCUUGCACAGAUUAGGAUCACUGAAUUCAUCAAGAAAAUUAAUGAAGCCUAUGAGGGCAAUGAUUUCACAAGUGAAGAUGAAAUCAACAUAACGAGUCAUUAUCAAUCGGAUAGAAUGGAGAUAUCAAAGCUGGAUCAUCAGCAGUCUUUUGGUGAUACUGAUGGCAUUUCAUAUUCCUUGGACCUACUUCGAGAAAAUGGAUCCAAUCAAAGUUCAGAAAUUCAAAAUUCCCCAACUUAUGAUGCACCUAGAGAGGAAUUGGAUGUACCUACUUCUGGUGACCGAGUUAUUGAACACAAAUCUAUCCAGCACCAACCUCAGCCAUUGCCAUCAAUGGAUGAUGACCCAUAUUUCUCAUACCCAAACUUGUUUACUCCUCGUGAGCCAGACCUUGGAUCUAAUAAUCUUUCUAUGACAAGCAAUUCAAUAAUAACUCCUGAAUUUUGAGUACAAAAGGCAAAAGAAAUGAAUUUGGAUAGGCUGACAUUGAAGGUGACUCACAGCUGGUUGAAGGAUGAGGAAAAUGCAGCUUGGGCUCAUAUAGAAAUGCUAAAAAAGAUUAAAUGGCUAACAAGAGAUAUGUUGAUAAGAAUUCAAUGGAUUCCUAGAGCAGCAAAUGGUGUGGCUGAUACUUUGGCUAAGCAAGGGGUAAAUAGGGUUCAGCCUUUUUGGUGCUUAGUUGUAAUUUUUGUAAGUUUGUGUAAUGAGGAGAGGUAGGAAUCUGUACUCUCCAAGAGUGGUUUCAUUUUACAUAUAUUUGUUCAUUUUUAAUAAAAUAUAUUACUUAUAAAAAACUAAUUAACUUUGAGUACACUUAUUUAUGAAUUAA